GUGUUUUCUAGCACCUGGCAUGCCUGGAUGUCCCUGUCCUGGCUGUGGUAUGGCAAGCCAAAGGCUCCUCUUCCUCACUGUCCUUACCCUGGAGCUCCUGGGAAGGGUUGGAGGUUCCCAGCCAGCCCUCCGGAGCCUGGGGGCUGCAGCUGCCUGUCGCCUGGAUGAUAAAGAAAGCGAGUCCUGGGGGGCUCUGUUGAGUGGGGAGCAACUGGACACCUGGCUCUGCGCCCUCUUGGGCUCUCUCAUGGUUGGGCUCAGUGGCGUUUUCCCCUUGCUGGUCAUUCCCCUGGAGAUGGGAACCGUGUUGCGCUCAGAAGCUGGAGCGUGGCGUCUGAAGCAGCUGCUCAGCUUCGCCUUAGGUGGACUCCUGGGCAAUGUGUUUCUGCACCUGCUGCCAGAGGCCUGGGCCUACACCUGCAACAUCAGCCCGGCCACUGGCUUGGCAUGGCCUGUUAGUGCUCCCUCUGCAGGUGGUGAAGGGCAGAGUCUGCAGCAGCAGCAGGACUUGGGCCUGUGGGUCAUUGCUGGCUUCCUGACUUUCCUGGCAUUGGAGAAGAUGUUUCUGAAUAACGAGAAGGAGGACCCCAACCAGGCCCCCAGCAAAGACCCCACUGCUGCCGCGCUCAAUGGAGGCCACUGUCUGGCCCAGCCGGCUGCAGAGCCCGGCCUGAGAGCCGUGGUCCGGAACCUCAAAGUCAGUGGCUAUCUCAACCUACUGGCCAACACCAUAGACAACUUCACUCAUGGGCUGGCUGUGGCUGCCAGCUUCCUUGUGAGCAAAAAGAUUGGGCUUCUAACCACCAUGGCCAUCCUCCUGCAUGAGAUCCCCCAUGAGGUGGGUGACUUUGCUAUCCUGCUCCGGGCUGGCUUUGACAGAUGGACUGCAGCCAAGCUACAGUUCUCUACUGCCCUGGGAGGCCUUCUGGGGGCCUGCUUCGCCAUCUGUACACAAUCCCCAAAAGGAGUAGAGGAGACAGUAGUCUGGACCCUGCCCUUUACCUCUGGAGGAUUUCUCUAUAUUGCCCUGGUGAACGUGUUGCCUGACCUAUUGGAAGAUGACGACCCAUGGCACUCCUUGCAGCAGGUGCUGCUGCUCUGCUCAGGCAUCGUGGUGAUGGUACUGCUGUCAUUCUUCGUUGAGUAACCAUUGCUGACACCCCAGUCUGCAUAGCAAGCAAUAAGAGACUCCAGUUUGUUCUGUGAUUGUGUGUGUGAGAGGCAGAGGGUGAAUGCUAGAGCCAGCCUCUCACUGGACAGAGGGGUGUGUGGUGUGCAUGUGCAGCCAGAAAUGUGAGAGACCGACACUGUGAUCCCUGUGUGCGGAGUCCAGAGCCCAACGUAGCACCUGUCUUGCCAUCCCAUUGUCAUCUA
This is a messenger RNA of Acomys russatus (golden spiny mouse), 1374 nucleotides long. RefSeq names its product solute carrier family 39 member 13 (gene Slc39a13). Gene Ontology annotation, molecular function: zinc ion transmembrane transporter activity. The transcript has 9 exons. The record is from RefSeq and is a predicted model, not a curated record. Gene Ontology annotation, biological process: zinc ion transmembrane transport; intracellular zinc ion homeostasis. Bases 20 to 1147 code for a protein of 375 amino acids. Gene Ontology annotation, cellular component: membrane. Lineage: Eukaryota; Metazoa; Chordata; Mammalia; Rodentia; Muridae.